AUGUCAACUUUAACUCCAAGGAAAAGGAAGCAGCAUUCUUUGAACUGUGAUAACCUAUUAUCAGAAAUUCCAUCAAAGAAAUUAAUUUCAGACUUUACUGAAAAUAUAUUUCCAUCACCUAAUAAAAAGCACAUUUGCCAAAGCAGUGAUAAAAAUGAAGGAAAGAUUCAUUGCUCUCAACAAGGCCACUUCAUUUCAAGUCCACUCAAAACGACUAAAAAUAGAUUGCCAUCUACAAAUCAAGGUUCACCAUUUAAAUCUGCUGUGUCUACCAUAUCCUUUUACAACAAAGAUAAGUGGUACCUCAAUCCACUGGAGAGAAAGCUGAUAAAAGAGAGUAGAUCUGUUUGUCUAAAAACUAAUAAUGAAGAUAGAUCAUAUCCCAGUGUGACAGGAAAAAUGCAGGGAAAACCAGCCUGCUCCAAGAAGAUGAACAAAAAACCACAGAAGAGUUUAACUGCUAAGUGUCAACCAGGAUAUAAGUGCAUCGAGCCUGUGUCAAAGAAUCCUAAAAAUUCCAAGCAAAAUCGAGUGGCCUAUAAGCCAAUUGUGGAGAAAGAGAAUAAUUGUUACUCAGCUGAAAAUAAUCUGAAUGCUCCUCGAGUUCUAAGCCAAAAGGUCAAACCACAAGUUACCCUCCAGGGAGGAGCGGCUUUUUUUGUUAGUAGGAAAAAACCCUCUCUGAGAAAAUUGUCUCUGGAAGAUAAGCCAUUACUGGGACUCACCCAAAAGAAUAAAUCAGAAGUUAUUGAAGAGUCUGAUGUGGAAACUGUCAAUGAAAGAAGUUUUGAGACAAGGCAAGUGCCAAAGUGUUUGUUAGUAGAAAAAGAACUGAACACUGAGCUGCUGAGUGAAAGAAGUAAAAAUGAAGAGAAAUUAAUAAAGGAUGCAUCAGAUAGAGUCAUUUCUUCAAGGGAAUGUAAAACCGAUGAAAAUAAGAGUUUUUCUUCAGAGGAGUCUUUCAGUGAGAACAAGGCAGUUUCUCCUGAGACCCUUGUCUAUCCCAUCUUCACUGUGUCUUCAGUCAACACAAAAAGAUCUCUAGUUGAAGAACAGUCUUCUGUGGGAUCCAUCACAUCUACUAACUUCUUGAAACAAAUCAAUAUACAGAAAAAUACUAAUACCAGAGAUGCAAAUAAAGAAACAAAAGACCAGCUCAUCAUUGACGCUGGUCAGAAACAUUUUGGAGCCACCAUGUGUAAGUCUUGUGGCAUGAUCUAUACUGCUUCCAACCCCGAGGAUGAACUGCAGCAUGUUCAGCAUCACCACAGAUUUCUGGAGGGAAUCAAAUAUGCAGGCUGGAAAAAAGAACGUGUCGUAGCAGAAUUUUGGGAUGGGAAAAUUGUGUUGGUCCUGUCACAUGAUCCGAGUUAUGCUAUCAGAAAGGUGGAAGAUGUCCAAGAACUUGUCGAUUAUGAAUUGGGCUUCCAGCAAGUUGUUUCCAGAUGUCCAAACAGAACCAAAACUUUUCUCUUUAUUUCUGAUGAAAAGAAAGUAGUUGGAUGUUUAAUUGCAGAGCCCAUCAAACAGGCCUUCCGUGUCCUGUCUGAACCAACUGGUCCAGAAUCCCCAAGCUCUAAAGAAUGUCAUAGGGCUUGGCAAUGUUCAGAUGUACCAGAACCUGCAAUCUGUGGGAUAAGUAGAAUCUGGGUCUUCAGACUGAAGAGAAGAAAGCGCAUUGCAAGACGACUGGUAGAUACUCUAAGGAAUUGCUUCAUGUUUGGCUGUUUUCUCAGCACGAAUGAAAUAGCAUUUUCUGACCCAACACCAGAUGGCAAGUUAUUUGCAACCAAGUACUGCAACACCCCUAAUUUCCUUGUAUACAAUUUUAAUACUUAA
This is a messenger RNA of Lipotes vexillifer (Yangtze River dolphin), 1839 nucleotides long. It is a transcript of the gene ESCO2, whose product is annotated as establishment of sister chromatid cohesion N-acetyltransferase 2. Gene Ontology annotation, cellular component: nucleus; chromatin. The record is from RefSeq and is a predicted model, not a curated record. The transcript is spliced from 10 exons. The coding region runs from base 1 to 1839 and encodes 612 amino acids. Gene Ontology annotation, molecular function: protein-lysine-acetyltransferase activity. NCBI's taxonomy places the organism in Eukaryota, Metazoa, Chordata, Mammalia, Artiodactyla, Lipotidae. Gene Ontology annotation, biological process: mitotic sister chromatid cohesion.